GCUCUUAACUCCAUGUUUCCGGCGGGACAGUUUUGACCUGUGCAUCCCGCGGGCUUCCGGUCUUGGUGGUUGUGCCGGAGCGGGAUGGAGCGACGCUGAGAGGCGGCUCCGAGGCGGGCAGAAGCCGGCAAACAGGCGGGGAAUAUCCCCGUGGCUCAAUGGACGGCUGGAGCUGACAUACAUCCCCGGGGCACUGCGGGACAAUGAAGCUCCUGAAACCAACCUGGGUUAAUCAUAAUGGCAAGCCCAUUUUUUCAGUGGACAUUCAUCCAGAUGGCACCAAGUUUGCUACAGGAGGUCAAGGACAAGAUUCUGGGAAAGUUGUUAUCUGGAAUAUGCCACCUUUACUCAAAGAGGAAGAUGAAAAGAAUGAAAAUAUUCCCAAGAUGCUCUGCCAGAUGGACAACCACUUAGCCUGCGUGAACUGCGUCCGGUGGUCCAACAGUGGAGCUUAUUUAGCAUCUGGAGGGGAUGACAAGCUUAUCAUGGUGUGGAAACGAUCAGGAUACAUUGGACCCAGCACUGUUUUUGGUUCCAGCAGCAAAUUGGCUAAUGUAGAGCAGUGGCGUUGCCUUUCCAUUCUCAGGAGUCAUUCUGGAGAUGUGAUGGACGUAUCAUGGUCACCCCAUGAUGCCUGGUUAGCUUCAUGCAGUGUGGAUAACACAGUGGUUAUAUGGAAUGCCUUGAAAUUCCCAGAGAUCAUUUCCACAUUACGGGGCCACUCGGGGCUGGUGAAAGGACUAACAUGGGAUCCUGUUGGCAAGUACAUUGCUUCUCAGGCUGAUGACCGAAGCAUCAAGGUCUGGAGGACGAUGGACUGGCAGCUAGAAACAAGCAUCACAAAACCAUUUGAUGAGUGUGGAGGAACAACCCAUGUCUUGCGGCUUAGCUGGUCUCCAGAUGGACAUUACCUGGUAUCGGCUCAUGCCAUGAACAACUCUGGCCCCACGGCCCAAAUCAUUGAACGUGAUGGUUGGAAGGCAAACAUGGACUUUGUGGGACAUCGUAAAGCUGUCACAGUGGUGAAAUUCAAUCCAAAAAUCUUUAAGAAGAAGCAAAAAAAUGGGAGCUCCACAAAGACCAACUGUCCUUACUGCUGCUGUGCUGUUGGAAGCAAGGACCGGUCCUUGUCAGUAUGGCUCACUUGCCUUAAGAGGCCUUUGGUUGUAAUACAUGAACUUUUUGACAAAUCCAUAAUGGAUAUCUCUUGGACUUUAAAUGGACUGGGCAUUUUGGUCUGUUCUAUGGAUGGAUCAGUUGCUUAUCUCGAUUUCUCCCAGGAUGAGCUUGGUGACCCAUUAAGUGAGGAAGAGAAGAAUAAUAUCCACCAAACUACAUAUGGAAAGAGUCUGGCCAUCACAACAGAGCCCCAGCUGUCUAACACUGUUAUAGAGAAUCCAGAGAUGCUCAAGUUUCAGCAGAGGCAGCAGCCACAUCAGGAUGGGGAACAUAGGGUGCAAGCACAGAGGGAGGCUCCAGCUCAUAAUGUGGCAAGCAUGGUGAAUGGGGAAAGUUUGGAGGACAUAAGAAAGAACCUCUUGAAAAAGCAAGUGGAGACACGGACAGCAGAUGGACGGCGUAGGAUCACACCACUCUGCAUUGCUCAGCUAGACACUGGGGACUUUUCCACAGCAUUUUUUAAUAGUAUUCCAAUAUCUGGUGCACUUCCGGGCUCAAUGCUGACUUCACAAAGCAACCAGCAACUCAUAUCCUUGGAUUCCAACACAACCAGCUCUUCUGGGGCCCCCAAGUCUAAUGCGGAACUUGCAGGAAACACAAAACCAGCUGAGGAAACCGUAAAUAAAGAGAGUGGGAAUGCUUCAUCUUCCAGUCCUGUAGCCCCCAAUAGCAUCUCUGCCCAGCCAAAGAUAGAACCCAUGAAGGCACUUGACUCCAGAUUUACCGAACGUUCAAAAGCCACCUCAGGAACAGCAGGAGUUGCUCAUUUGAACCAAACAGCGGUUGACCGACUAAAAGAGCAAAAUGUUACAAAGGAUUCAAAGCCACGAGAGGUCCUUGAGAGUAGCAGUGACAGUGAGGAAAAGAUUCCUGCAACCAAACAGCUUUCCAAACGAAAAGGGGAGUCUGAUGCUGAUCUUGGAGAGAAGAGGAAGAAAGGGAGGCCACGCAAAGACCCCCGACUGUCGGUCUCCCUCACUCUGCAGUCUCAGGUGGCAUCAACCUCUGAAAAGGAAUUAACAUGUGUAACAACAUCCUCAUUAACCCUUAAGCUUCCAACUCCCACUCCUCAAAAAUCUUUUACUGUACAGUUAAGCUCAGACCCUUCCAUGUACAUUGAAGUUGAGAAUGAAGUGAAAACAGUAGGUGGAAACAAACUCAGCCAGCUCAAGUGUCACCGAGAAGGGAAAGAAUGGGAAGCGGUGCUCACAAGUCGUAUCCUUGCAGCAGCAGGCAGCAACGAGGUGGUGUGCGUGGCCUGCGAGAAAAGAAUGUUGUCUAUUUUCUCAGGCAGUGGAAGGAGACUGUUCCCACCCAUCAUUCUUCCCUCACCUAUUUCCACGCUGCAGUGUACAGGAUCCUAUGUUAUGGCUCUCACAGCUGCUGCUGCUCUCUCUGUCUGGGAUGUCCAGAACCAGAAGGUAAUCAUCAAAGAUGAAUCAUUACAACCACUUUUAUCAGGUAACGAUAUGACCGUUUCUCAGACAUUGCUAACAAAGAGGGGGAUACCGGUGCUAAACCUGUCCAAUGGGAAAGCAUAUUGCUUCAGUCCCAGUCUCUCCACAUGGAGUCUAGUCUCUGACAAACAGGAUUCCUUGACACAGUGUGCAGAUUACCGGAACUGCAUGCCCUCACAAGACGCCAUCAUGUGCUCUGGACCAUUAGCCAUAAUUCAAGGACGAGCGUCUAAUGCUGGCAGACAGGCUGCUCGCCUUUUUACGAUGCCUCAUCAAGUGCAGCAAGAAACCACCAUGGCUUACCUUGAGAACCAGGUAGCAGCUGCUCUUAUGCUGCAGUCCAGCCAGGAAUACAGGCACUGGUUGCUCAUCUAUGCACGAUACCUGGUCAAUGAAGGCUUUGAACAGAGGCUACGAGAAGUAUGUCAGGACCUGCUAGGCCCAGUCCAUAAUUCUAGUGAUAGUCAAUGGGAAUCAAGAAUUCUGGGUUUGCGGAAAAGAGAGCUAUUAAAGGAGCUUCUCCCUCUGAUAGGACAGAACCUGCGUUUCCAGCGACUUUUCACAGAAUAUCAAGAGCAGUUGGACAUUUUGAGGGACAAAUAGCAUUACUUGAUUCACUUGACAGUCCUCCUUGGUUAUUAUUUGUUUCUACUUUGUGUGAAAACCAGCUGGUAAGGAGAGAAGAAAAGCAAAGCAACUUGCAAAGCAAGAAACAGUGGUGCUAAAGGAAAUAUGGUUAAGUAUGAGGAGCCCAUUAGGAAGCCUACAGCCCAUUCUAGCCCUUCUUAGCAUCCAUUAGAAGCCCUGUCAUUCCAAUUUGUUUCAUGGUUACUUGAAAAAAGCGGGGUUUGAUUAAAAUGUUAUAAUUGAGGAUAUUGGACUUUGUUUGCAAGAAAGCACAUAGUACAUUACUAAUACACUUAAAAAGCAAUUCCCCCCCUCCCCCCCAAAGCUUGGGCUCUGUCCAGUAAUGACAAGACCUUGCACUAUUUGAAACUUGAUAGCUGUUAUGCAGCCAAACUUCACUUUUGAAUACAAAAAGAAUAACACAAGUCUAUGCUACCCAACAAGACUAUUUUUGUACUAGACUUUGCUAACUUGUGAUACUCUCCAUGGGCCAACAAUCAAAAAGCUACGUGUCCACUGAAUGUAGGAAGUCCAAAUCAUGACUGCGGUGCUGAGCGAUUCUACAGCUAAACUGUCCUCAUUCAGAUUUUACUCUAAACAUUUGUAAAACUGUUUUUUUUUUUUUCAUUCCUUUUCUAAUUGCUGAAUUAAAAUGAAAAUCAUUGGUA
Molecule: messenger RNA, 3931 nt
Organism: Xenopus tropicalis (tropical clawed frog)
Lineage: Eukaryota; Metazoa; Chordata; Amphibia; Anura; Pipidae
Gene: hira
Product: histone cell cycle regulator
Exons: 25
Coding region: 204-3239 (1011 amino acids)
Biological process (GO): regulation of DNA-templated transcription; chromatin remodeling; DNA-templated transcription
Cellular component (GO): nucleus
Source: RefSeq, a predicted model, not a curated record